CACAGAACAAUGCUCUAUCGAGGUUAGUUAGCAAAUCACCCCCAGCAGGAUUUCUUUCCACUGUCAACCGCGGGAGAUCUGCAACACCUUCCUAUCACCAAAUGUAGUUCGGUUCUGGGCUUCUGUUGUUUAUCUGUGCAUAUUCUCGGCAGGUGUUGGGCUGAGAAGCACUAGGGGACUCUGGAGGAAGCGACAGGCAAUGUCGAAGAUAUUCAUAAACCAUGGUUUCAAGUGCCUGAGUAUAACAACUCUCCCGAGUUUGGAGGAGCCGAGCGGGAAGGCUUCUGCUUCCAGAAAGGAUCUACCUCGGAUGAUAAUAGAGUCCAUGUGUGCUGAUGUGGAGAGUGUUUCGACAGCGAGGCUGUUGAACCAAAUUGCAAGUGUGGUUGUGUCGAAUGGGCUGUUUACAUCUGCGGAAAUGUCGAGGAGCUCGUCGUUAGGAGGGUUGAUUCCUUUGAACUCAAAGCUGUAUUCUCAUGGGUCGAAUACAAGUGGACAGCCCGAAAUAGAGACUGUUCGAAAACUUCUCGAGGUGAAGUUGAAGAUCGAUGAUGUCGAGGACAUGGAUGAAGCUGGGGUUGAGGCAGAAACUGCCGAAAAGUUGCUUGCAGGACAUUUCAGAUUCCAUCUCCCCGGCAUAAUACCGCCGCAGUUGGUGAUUUUGGUAAGAAGCCCAUCGAGACGUUCGGCAGAUGGCGGUGACAGGCCCGGGAAGAUGUUACUGUUCUUCCACGGAAACAUCAAGUUUCUUCCGAUAUUCACGAGCCACAUACAAGAGGGCUUUGACUGCACGAUCACGGACCUUGUUCCCGACAACGCGACGUUACAGUCGUGCCUUGACUGGUGUGUGGUGCACGACACGCUGAGCUCGAUAGGAAACAUAGAGUUGUGGUUCGGCAGAUUGCAGACGAAAGGGAAGCUUGGAACGAUUGUUGUGCACAUCGAAGAGAAGGACAUGCUCGAGUUCAGGGACGCGUUCCAGAUGGAGGACGGCACUGAUGGGGAGGAGCUGUCAGCGGUACUGAACGAGUACCUCGCGUCGAAGACAAGCAUCUCCUUCGACAAGCUCACACUCGUGAAGCUCAAAUGCCAGCUGUUCACGCUUUCGGUGGACGGCAAGGUGAAGUUCUCUAGCUCCAUGAGUCACCUCGGACAAAGGGCCAAGAAGGCCAAGGGCGACAACCGGUUGAGCAUCUGGUGGAUCAUCCGCCGCCUAUGCUUUGUGAAUUAGCUGUAUAAGAAACGUGUAAACUAUAGAAAAAAAAUCAUCAUUAUGCACAUGAAAAAGGA
This is a messenger RNA of Pichia membranifaciens NRRL Y-2026, 1290 nucleotides long. RefSeq lists its product as hypothetical. The coding region runs from base 200 to 1231 and encodes 343 amino acids. NCBI's taxonomy places the organism in Eukaryota, Fungi, Ascomycota, Pichiomycetes, Pichiales, Pichiaceae. The record is from RefSeq and is a predicted model, not a curated record. The transcript has a single exon.